Messenger RNA from Bombus terrestris (buff-tailed bumblebee), 2563 nucleotides. RefSeq names its product adenosylhomocysteinase-like 1. The transcript is spliced from 11 exons. Gene Ontology annotation, biological process: L-methionine cycle. Lineage: Eukaryota; Metazoa; Arthropoda; Insecta; Hymenoptera; Apidae. Gene Ontology annotation, cellular component: cytosol. The record is from RefSeq and is a predicted model, not a curated record. Bases 54 to 1652 code for a protein of 532 amino acids.
UAAAGGCACCACCUGUCGUUGAGUGAACGCACUAGUUUGACUUCGAAUCGAAAAUGGCUGACAGCGGGGAUGCUGUGAAUAGUACGUCUUCAGGGAAAGAGGCUAGAAAUACCGUCACCGAUGGUCCCGUCACCGAUCCAGCAUCAAACAACAAGAGCCUAGAGGCAUCAAAUAGUGCCUUUCACGGCGCGAGAACAAAAUUAGAUUCCAAGUCUGGAGCUUUGAAGAAGUCGAGCCGUUAUCGUAGUCGAUCUUUGUCAGCCAGUAGCACAGAUAGUUACAGUUCUGCAUCUUAUACAGGAAGUUCAUCGGACGAAGAUGACGUGUCACCUCGUGAAAAACUUCAAAAAACAGAAAAUGGUUUCACAGAUUUUUGUGUGCGCAACAUUAAUCAACAUGCAUUUGGUAGAAGAGAGAUAGAAAUAGCGGAACAAGAAAUGCCGGGAAUUAUGGCACUUCGUAAACGUGCCGCCGAUGAUAAGCCAUUGAAAAAUGCUAAAAUCGUUGGGUGCACUCAUAUCAAUGCUCAAACUGCUGUUCUUAUUGAAACCUUAGUACAUUUGGGUGCACAAGUUAGGUGGGCAGCAUGUAACAUAUAUUCUACUCAAAAUGAAGUGGCUGCUGCCCUGGCUCAUGCUGGUUAUCCAAUUUUCGCUUGGCGCGGUGAAACAGAAGAAGAUUUUUGGUGGUGUAUUGAUAAAUGUGUAGCUGCUGAAAAUUGGCAACCUAAUAUGAUAUUAGAUGAUGGUGGUGAUGCAACACAUUUAAUGCUCAAAAAAUAUAAUGCUAUGUUUAAAAUGAUUCAAGGAAUUGUUGAAGAGAGUGUAACAGGUGUACAUAGACUAUACCAAUUAUCAAAAGCAGGAAAAUUAUCCGUCCCUGCCAUGAAUGUCAAUGAUAGUGUAACAAAAACUAAGUUUGAUAAUCUUUAUAGCUGCCGCGAAAGUAUUAUCGAUAGCUUGAAACGAUCCACAGAUAUUAUGUUUGGUGGAAAACAAGUUGUAAUUUGUGGUUAUGGUGAAGUUGGCAAAGGUUGUUGUCAAGCCCUUAAGGGUUUAGGUUGUAUCGUUUAUAUAACUGAGAUCGAUCCAAUUUGUGCUUUACAAGCGAGCAUGGACGGUUUUAGAGUAAUGAAACUGAAUGAAGUAAUCCGAAAUGUAGAUAUUGUUAUUACCGCAACUGGCAAUAAAAAUGUAGUUACGCGCGAACACAUGGAUAAAAUGAAAAACGGCUGCGUAGUAUGCAAUAUGGGACACAGUAAUACCGAAAUAGACAUUAACAGUUUACGCACGCCCGAUUUAACUUGGGAAAAAGUAAGGUCUCAAGUGGAUCAUGUUAUCUGGCCAGAUGGAAAGCGCAUCGUGUUAUUAGCGGAAGGCCGAUUAGUCAACUUGUCUUGUUCCAGCAUCCCCUCAUUUGUUGUGUCGAUCACAGCCGCUACCCAAGCGUUAGCACUAAUUGAACUUUUCAACGCACCAUCAGGGCGAUAUAAAAGUGACGUUUAUCUGUUACCAAAAAAGAUGGAUGAGUACGUGGCAUCAUUACAUCUACCAACGUUUGAUGCACAUUUGACGGAACUAACAGAUGAACAAGCCAAAUAUAUGGGACUUAAUAAGGCUGGACCUUUUAAGCCUAAUUACUACCGCUAUUAAAAAUACGUGGAUAAACAACGUGAUACAGUAUAUGCAAUAAUCGAAAUUUGUGUUUAUGAGUAUUGAAAAAUAACUGCUUCGUUUUAUUGAAGUUUCUUCUACUCAUUUCAUUUAUCUGAAUUAAUAGAAACGUAUAAUAGGAUUUCAUGUUAUCUUUAAUAUAAUUCUAUUUUCCUUAUAUAUUUCGAAAAGUAUAUGAUUCCUAUAUGAUUCCAACCAAAAUAUUGUCAGCACUGGCUGCAAUAAUCAAUAACCAGGAGUUAUAUGAGUAAAUAUAUAUUUAAUUAACCUUCACAAGUGUAUAGCAAUUACUAAUUUAUGAUUUGUGCAUGCCUAGAAAUACAUGUACAGUUGUUCAGUCAAAUCAAAGUACAAGUUUGCUAAAUGACCAGUUUUCCAUUUUAAAAUGAUGUUAAGAAAGGAAUUUCCUGUAAAGAUCUGUAUACGUAAAUUAUUUGUAACACUAUCGAUUACGAAAUUAAAACUUUUUAUUGCAAUUAUUUUUUAUCUUCAGAUGCUAUCUUCAGUUCUUUCUAAAAAUUGCAGUUUUAACAUGAAUGAAUUGUAAUGUUGGAAACAUAUAUAGAAGAUUUAACAUUAUAAGAUAUUGCUUAUUGUAUGAAUAGGUGAAGUUUAAUGAGUUAUCUUUUGAUGAGUUAAUGUCUGCAAUUAUAUCCAAUAACUGUACUCAGUUUAUUUACCGAAACAGCAAUUAUGUAUAUUUACAAUUAGUAUUUUUGUUUCUAGAAAAAAAAAAACAGUGUAAAAAUGAAACAAUCCAAACUAUGUACAUAAUUAUUUAAGAAAAAUUAGACAAAAACCAACCCUUUUAUAAUUGGUCAUAUCAUCCGUCGAUAGAAAAUAAUGAAAAAAUAGAAGUCAAAUAAACGUCUAUGAUGCCAUGAACCUAA